This is a messenger RNA of Prorocentrum cordatum, 384 nucleotides long. Lineage: Eukaryota; Dinophyceae; Prorocentrales; Prorocentraceae. The record is from the annotation of a GenBank genome assembly.
AUGAUUAACGCUAAAUCUGGUAGCGGGGAUGCGUCGUCCCGCCAGCCCAUGGUGGGCCCCAUGAAGAGCCUCGCCAUCCGCAUCAUGCCCAGCCACGCGGCGCGCUCGGAGGCGCCUUCUGAUGGCUCCGGCUCAGUUGACUCUGAGGCGUGCGCGGUGGUCACGCGGAGGGAGCAGUGCGAGGACGACGUCCGGGCUGUGCCUUCCACCGCUUCGAAGGUGAGCACUAUGCAAUGGAGGGAGGGGAAGCGGCGGCACCCCUUUAGGAGGUGCUGCUACUCCACCUCGGCCGUGACCUGCCGGCUAGUGGCUGUUUUGGUGGCAGUGGCGAUUGGCGCCGUCUGGGCGCCUUCCGCCCUGCUCGCCAAGCAGGAGAGCUGGUGA